Messenger RNA from Quercus lobata, 1624 nucleotides. RefSeq names its product polygalacturonase At1g48100-like. NCBI's taxonomy places the organism in Eukaryota, Viridiplantae, Streptophyta, Magnoliopsida, Fagales, Fagaceae. The coding region runs from base 163 to 1551 and encodes 462 amino acids. The record is from RefSeq and is a predicted model, not a curated record. The transcript is spliced from 6 exons. Gene Ontology annotation, molecular function: polygalacturonase activity. Gene Ontology annotation, biological process: carbohydrate metabolic process.
AUGACAAAAUGUGUCAAAAUCCAAGUUGUGUUCUCUGAAUUUCAAAAGUGUGAACUUGGCUGUGUCUGGUGAAAAGACCUACUCUAGCAUAGCAAAGAUCUAAAAGUAGCUGAAUAUAUUUUAUUCCAAUUGCCCUUGUUCCAAGUUAAAGCCAUAACAGAGAUGAUACUCCCUAGGAUUCUCAUUCUUGUUUUCCUUUUCUCAUCAUGUGUCUCUUUUCCUCUAAUUCAAGACAAACUGAAUAGUUACACAAAACAGAAGCAUUUGCACACAAUAUCAAGAAUUUCAUUACCACCUGAUCCUGCACCUGAGGCGGUUAGCCCAAGUUACAAUGUGGAUUCUGCUAGUAAUAUAACUACUUUCAAUGUACAAUCUUUUGGUGCCAUUGGGGAUGGUGUCACUGAUGACACACAGGCAUUCAAAAUGGCCUGGGACACUGCUUGCCAAGCUGAAAAAUCAGGAAUUCUUCUUGUUCCUGAGGGUUAUUCCUUCAUGAUACAAUCUACAAUAUUCACAGGCCCUUGCAAAUCCGGCAUCACGUUUCAGAUUGAUGGGACUAUUAUGCCACCGGAUGGACCCGAUUCAUGGCCACUAACAAGUAGUAAGAAACAAUGGCUGGUUUUCUAUAGAAUCAAUGGAAUGUCAUUGCAAGGGGGUGGUGUCAUAGAUGGCAGAGGAGAGAAAUGGUGGAAUCUUCCAUGCAAACCACACAAAGCACCUAAUGGGAAAACACUGCCUAGUGUUUGUGAUAGCCCAGUUGCCAUAAGAUUCUUCAUGAGUUCCAAUUUGACAGUCCAAGGACUUGAAGUUAAGAACAGCCCCAAAUUUCAUUUACGGUUUGACGUUUGUCAAGACGUCGAUAUAGAGUUGCUCAACAUAAACUCACCUGCUCAAAGUCCCAACACCGAUGGAAUUCACAUCGAGAACACAAAAAAUGUCAAAAUAUAUAAUUCAGUUAUAUCCAAUGGUGAUGACUGUGUAUCAAUUGGAGCUGGUUGUUAUAAUGUAGAUAUAAGGAACAUAACUUGCGGUCCAAGUCAUGGAAUAAGUAUUGGCAGCCUAGGCCUUCGAAACUCCCGGGCAUGUGUUUCUAACAUCACAGUGAGUGAUUCGGUCAUCAGGCAUUCAGAUAAUGGUGUUAGGAUCAAAACUUGGCAGGGUGGAUUAGGUUCUGUAUCUAAAGUGACAUUCCAUAACAUAUACAUGGACACCGUCCGAAACCCAAUUAUCAUAGACCAAUACUACUGCCUCACCAAGAAUUGUCCCAACCAAACCUCUGCAGUUUCCAUUUCUGAUAUCUUGUACUCAAACAUAAAAGGCACAUAUGAUGUAAGAAGCCCUCCAAUGCGUUUUGCUUGCAGUGACUCUUUCCCAUGCACAAACCUCACACUUUCUGAAGUGGAACUACUUCCUAUCAAAGCACAAGUUGUGUCAAACCCAUUUUGCUGGAAUGCUUAUGGGACUAUGCAGACACUUACUAUUCCACCAGUUUUCUGCUUGUUGGAGGGAAUGCCACAACCAAUGCAACAGAGUGAUUCUGCUGGGUGUUAAACAACUUGGACUGGUUAGACAAAUAUGCGGAGUAAAUUAGGUAUAUGUCAAAAGGUAAAAAAGGUAAAAUACC